GUUGCACGCACACUCGGAGGCACACACACUUGCUCACUUGUGCUCUUGCACUUGCUGGCGCGCUCACACACGCAUGCUCGGGAGCGGCUGGGGUUUGUUUUUGCUUGAACGCUUGCACACUCAGAGGAGCUGCUCUUUUCCCCUUGUGCUUUCACAUGCAUGGGGAACGGCUGUCUUUUCUUGCACACUCACCCGCACACACUCAGAGGAGCUGCUCAUUUUUCCCCCUUUGUGCUUUCACACGCUCACGCAUACAUGGGGCACAGCUGUUUUUCCCGUUUGCACACUCACCCACAUACACUCAGGAGCUGCUCAUUUCCCCACCUUGCACACACACACAGGGGGCGACUCACUUUCCCGUUGCACACACGCACACAGAGGAGCUGCUGUCUUUUUCUCCCUUUGCACAAUCACCCACACACUCAGAGGAGCGGCUCACUUUCCCCCUUGCACGUGCAUGUGUGUGCACACAUACAGGAGCAGCUUAUUUUUCCCCUUGCACACACACACAUACAUGGUAUCUCAGAGGAGCUGCUUUCUUUUCACUUGUGCGCGUGCACACACCUAGAGGAGCUGCUCACUUUUCCCCUUGCAUGUACAUGUGUGCAUGCACACACAUCAGAGCUGUUCACUUUCCCCUUGCGCACACACACAUGCACAUGUAGAGGAGCUGCUGUCUUUUCCUUCCCUUGCAUAUUCACCCACACACACUCAGAGGAGCUGCUCUCUUUUCCCCUUGCAUGUACAUGUGCGCAUGCACACACACAGGAGCUGCUCACUUUCCACUUGCACACACACUGUCACACACACAAACAGGAGCUACUCAUCUCCCUCUCCCCCCACACACACUCUGAAGAGCUGCUGUCUUUUUGCUUGUAUGCACACACAAACACAUACACACACACACUCAGAGGAGCUGCUCACUUUUCCCCUUGCACAUGCAUGUGCACAUGCACACAGGAGCUUCUCACUUUCCUCUUGCACCCACACUCACACACACACACUGCUCUUUUCCUUUUGCACAUGCACACACACGCUCAAAGGAGUUGCUGUCUUUUCCCUUUGCGCACACAUUCAGAGGAGCUGCUGGUUUUUCCCUUUGCAAACACACUCAGAGGAGCUGCUGUCUUUCCCCCUUGCACACUCACUUGCAGGACCCCCCCAUGUUUCCCAGGGUGGCGGCGGCUCCAAAGCUUCCCUCACCACUCACAGGGCACUUGGGUCUUGCCUCUGCCCAGGCUUGGCAGUGGCCCUGCUGUGGUGCAAGAGCCGGGGCAGAGAAGCGCCCUGUUUGGGAAGUCAGGGCAGAGGCUCACACACCCCGGUUAACGACAUCCCUUCUCCUCUCUCAAGUGGCUGUCUUUCCAAGCUGUGAGGAAAAUACACCUGCCCAAAGGCAAAGCCACCAGGCCAGGCAUUGCAGUCUGUCCGUCCUCCUCGUCCCUGUCAACACCCUUCUGGGUUGCUCUGCAGGCCCCGCUGAUUAGCAGCAGGUCGGCUUUAAGGGCAAGAUUGUGCAUGCCAUUCCCAGGGAAAACCCGUCUGGACUUCGGUGGAUGCUCCUUUCUAACGUUUGGCAGCUUUGGAAAUCACAGGCUUCAUUUCCUAGCAAACUUCAUACCAUGUAACCUUUGAGAGGGAGCCCCAGCUCUGGCUGGCAUGCUUAGAGGAGUCUACCCAGACCAAUGCGGCCUGCGACCACAUUUAUACGGGUGCAUGUACAACAUCAAACUAACACACAGCGUCCUUUCCUACUUUCAUGUAUAUGCACACACAUGUUUUUUUGGGGAGGGGGGAGAAGGCAAUGUAAAAGCCAUCAGAACUGGGCUUUCUCCCUUCAAACAAAUUACUUAUGUACAUACUUCCUGAGUAAAUAGUGUCACGUAAAUAUUUAUACCUUACAUGUGGUCUCAUAACUCAGGGGAUGAAUAUGGAUCUUACAGAUGGAGAAUAAUUUGAUUGAUCCCAGCAGCCCGGCAGCAUUUGCAGAAGGGGGAAGCAUCAGUGGAGUUCAGCCAUGUGCAACUGAGCUAAAAUAGAGCUUCCUGAAGGAAGAUGGGCAGCGUUUUAAAAAAGAGACCACAAGCAAUGCUUUUAUAGUUACGGUAAUAAUAAAAACCCGCUGAGGGCAGGAUUUCAUGGGAACUUUUGCCUUUUUCAAGCACGGUCGACCCUUUUUGGUAGUGCAUUUCUGCUGGAUGCAGAGUACCUGGGCGUGCUGCUGGGUGACUUCACCUCCACAGAGACUGGGUCAUUUGCCGCCUUUGCGACAUUCAGAUUUAACUCAUGUGCGUCUGUGCAAGAAGAAGUUAGAGCAGAGUUUAGUCGUUUUCCUUUAAAGAAAAAAAAAACCCCACGUAACGCUGGUAAAAGCUGCCAGCCCUGGACAAGACAGCCUGCUUCGGUCCAAAGGACAGGUAGCUGUCAUCACACUGCCUUGUUUUCUGAGCUGGUGGGACAACCUUCCUGGGUCGGACGGCAGCUUGUUCUGCAUGAAUGAAAUUCCCUCCCAUACAGGCUGCCAAUGUUACUUCAACACCCUCGAAGCCUCCUGGCAUGCAAAGGCCUUGCUGCUUUGGUCUGAAAUUUUUUCGUAGUCUUUUUUUUUUUUCCUCCUGGGUUUUCAUGCUACAAGGGAUCAUUUGGGAGCUUACAGUGUGAACUGCUGCAUAUGGCACCGUUCAGCCUAGAAAAGCGAAGACUUUGCGGGGAUUUGGUGGCAGCUUACAAAUAUAUCAGAGGAGAGCAGCAGGGGCUGGGCAAGCAACUAUUCACCAAAGCGCCCCAGGGGAAAACUGGGAGCAAUGGUCAUAAACUCCUAGAAGGUUUCGGACUGGAUAUAAGGAAAAACUUUUUCACGGUUCAUGUGACCAGACUGUAGCGUGGGCAGUGCAGGCCUGGAGAUCUUCAAGCGGAGACCUUGCUGGGGUGAUUUGACCCCUGCCCAGACCCAAGGAUCUCACAAGGUCCCUUCCAGCCCUAAACUUGGGUGAACCUGCGAAUAACACCGAUCCAUCACCUUUACCCAAUGAUUCCUGCACCGACACCAAUAGUUGAGCUACAUCACGGGUGAGCGCAAUCUCACUGUAAAGGUUUCGAACGCUGGAGACGACACACAACUGACACGUUAUUCCACUCACCAGUCUGGGAAAAAAAUGACAUCUUAUUUUCAGUUUUGGUUUAUCGAACUGGAAAGUCCAGCCUUUUGAAGCUAUGCAUCUGACAGCUAGACUUUGGUGUCUCCUAUUCCUCAUAAAGAUGAGCCCUCUCUUGCAUAAGCUAGAUAGUUUGAGUGAUUUAAAUACCUCGCUCUGGCAGGCUGUCUAGCCCUUGACUCAUCCUGGUAGCUCUUCUCUGACUCAGGCUCAGUUUUUAUUGUCUCUGUAAGCACGGAGAGGCAGUUAGCCGUGUUAGUUUGACAUCAGGCAGAAAUUAGGAUAGCUGUGCACCUUAUUGACUAACUAAGCGCUGCCAACAAGAAUGCCCUUAGGUGGAUUUGUGCAGUUCCCGUUGUGACACGGGCAUCUUUCUGCUGGGUAAGAUAUGCCGACUGUGCUUCCUGACAGAUGGAUCCCAUGAGCGCAGCAGUAAGGGUGCUGCAAAACGCUUGUUAUUGGCCUUUCCUGUUUAGAAGAAAAGGCACGUUUUAAAAGUGAAAGUAGAGAGCAUGUUAUAAUCCUGGAAAAUGUGACCCUGUCCUUGUGGAAUGCACUUUUUCUUCUUCGCUUUCCCCUCUCACGUUAGAAAAAUGCAGUUCUGCAAACAUGACAUUUUCAAACCCAAAUCGCAGGAGCGCUGCAGUCUUUUCCGCCCCCUUUCUUCUCAGCUCCGUUCGAACAAGCAGCCAAGUUGCUUUGGGCCGUUAAAUGCUUUUACCUGCUGUGUCCAAGUCAAAAGUUAAAUAACGUGUGAACGGAUGGAAAACAAAAACAAGACGCACACAUCGACUGAGAAAGAGCCUUCCUUGCGAGAAGAUACGCGUUACAGGGCUAGAAAAAAAAAGAGCAAGCGCCUCUUUUCUGCGCGUGUGUCCGGGAGGGUUUGACAGAUGCAGCUGAAGUUAAUUAGCUGCUUGUUUCUCGGGGGUUGAUUCUGCAAAACACUAUGUGGUGUAUGGCUUCCUGAUUCGUGCAUCUGCUGUACGGACAUCAGGGAGACUAUGCUAAAGGUAUGUCGGUGCCUAAAAAUGCAACUAAACUUUCCAGUAGAAGUGGUUUAAAAGUCAGGAGCGAUAGUGAAGAUGGCUCCUGGAGAAAUACUAGCCACACACAUCCCCCGUUGAAACGUGCACCAAGAAGAAAACUUGACGACUUUGGCCAACAGGAAGUAGCAACCCUUUGCAGACUUGGCGACGGGACAAAGAUGUAUUAGUUAUGUUAACUAAAGAGCAUAAUUGACACAUCCUUUCUUCUUGGCGGUUGUUUGCUGUUCUUUAGUGCUAGAAAGCUUUUCAGUUCAACUCCGUCAGUCCCCAUUCAUGUACAUCGGCCUGUUCAAACUUGCUAGUUUAUACCACUGCUGGGUCUCUUUUGCUAUUUUAAAGGUCAAGCACCAUAGGUGAGGUUUGACUGUGGCGUACGCACACAACACUGGAAACCCAACUCCUAGAUCGCACUUAAAAGGCAAUUUUCUUACCUCCUUUCCAGCUGAUAAAGAAACUGUAGCAUCUCCUUCACUGGAGGUUUUUAGGACCAGGUUAAACCAAGUGGUUCUCAACCAGGGACCCAGUGCGUUUAACCCCAGAGAUUUCAAAUAAUCCAUAAAGUUCAAAACUUGCUGAGCUUUUGUGGGCUUUCUGAGUUCUUUGCAAAGGAAGACUUGCUCUAGUAUUUUUUCAGUCAUCAAAAAAUAAGUGAAAACUAAAAGCUGACAUUUUCUGAGCGGGUAUUUCGAGUGGACUGCGGGGCGCCUCGCGCCUGAAACGUUUGAGAAUCACUGGGUUAAACUCUCGGGGACGGUCUAGACUGAUUUGAUCCUGUCUCGGUGUAGGGGAGAUGGAUUAGAUGGCCUCAUAAGAUCCCUGUGCCCGUGAUUUCUACAAAUUACGGUUUUUAGGAAUGGAAUCCAUUCCUAAAAACGGAUGGAUUAGGAUCCAUUCCAGAUAAACCUGAAAAUGGUGAAAGCCAUCCAUUUCCUAUCUAGAUACUUUAAGAAAGUGAUGUUCUCGUGCACUUCGCAAACAGCCCGUCAGUCUCCCACCGACGUUGUAUUCUUCUUAUUAUUAUCAUCACCAUUGUCCCCGUUUACAGAGACGGAGUAGAGCUGUUUCAUGAGUUAACUAUCAGUCUCACAGGAGGUCGAUGGCAGAGCCAGCAAGAAAACCUGACUUUUUUUCGAACUGUCUUUUCUUCUUAUAUUAAGGUAACUCGAGCGUGGCUGGGGAAAAUGGGGCGAAAGCCAUGGAAAGGCCUCGCUGCCUAUAGAUCAAGCAUUUCAGCAGCUAACAUUUAGGUGGCUGACCCCCAGAGCAGAAUCCAAAGCCCCGCUCCUUUUACAACCAGGCCAGAAGCGAACCACCGCCAUCUCCGGUGCUUAUGGGAGAAAGCAGCUGCGGUGGCUGUGCUUUGUGCUGAACUCAGUGCUGUCAGCGUGCAUUAGGUGUGUUGAGAGCACAACUCCCAGAUCAGGCUCCUCACAGGACUUAGGCAUUGCUCCACCUGCUUGCUGGGUCCCCGUGGGGUUUAGGCAGGAGUUUACACCAAGCUGCUCGUGCGGAGACAGUCCUGUGCAUGCACAGAGGGGCAAGGGGCUGGACCCGACGACGUGUAAGGUCCCUUCCAGCCCCUAACAUCUAUGAAACUAUGAAACCUAUGAAACUAUGAGAAGGGAAGCACAACUAUGAAAAGAAAAGCAGUGAGUUUGGCUCCUCCAAGGCUGGGCAGCUGCUGAGUGGGUGGUUUUUGUUUCACACUGUUGGACAGAGGCACCUACAGUCUGCCUGAGUCCUGCUGGAGGCAGAUCGGGCCCUGUUUUGGAUCCAGCUGUGAAUCUAUUUACACUGUCACUGUCAAUAUCUUUUACAACCGCAGCGGUGCCAGGAGAGAAAGCAUUUCAUUCAGUCAAGAUCAGACUGUGCAAAACGCAGCGGUCGGGAGUCAGGGGACCAUGAAAACCAGAUUUUUCCCCCCCAUUCAAUUCCAGUCCAUGCGCCCUUGGAGUCUGGGGUUCAAAUUAAACUGAAAACUAGAAGAGGAGCUCAGUCCAAACAACCAAAUCUUGCUUGAUUUUUGGUCUAAACAUUGUGUUUCGCCUGGCUGUUGCCUGCAUCUGAAAGCGGGACGGAAGCCAACUUCGCACUUCAUCAAGGCUUGGUGAACCUGGAAAAGCUUUUCGGUGUCUCUAAUCAGAGUUUUAUCUUCAUCCCAAACCCCAAGCCCAGGCUUUCAAGGUUUCAGACAAUAUGGACUGGAUCCACCUAUGGACUGUCACUUACUAGAUGCCUAAGUACAAUUCGGUUACAUUGAACAGUGUGUUUCCUUGGGGGAGUGGGAAGAUGAGUGGGUUUUGGGGAUAGCUAUGACCUCCUGAAGGAGAAGGAGGUAUAGAUAGGCAAGGGAAGGACAGUAAGGGAUGGGGUGACUCCCCUGGCUGUGAGGCAAGGGAAUGGGAGUGGGUAGG
This is a messenger RNA of Alligator mississippiensis (American alligator), 6618 nucleotides long. RefSeq lists its product as uncharacterized. NCBI's taxonomy places the organism in Eukaryota, Metazoa, Chordata, Crocodylia, Alligatoridae. The transcript is spliced from 2 exons. The coding region runs from base 160 to 1329 and encodes 389 amino acids. The record is from RefSeq and is a predicted model, not a curated record.